Messenger RNA from Neurospora tetraspora, 957 nucleotides. RefSeq lists its product as uncharacterized. The record is from RefSeq and is a predicted model, not a curated record. The transcript is spliced from 2 exons. NCBI's taxonomy places the organism in Eukaryota, Fungi, Ascomycota, Sordariomycetes, Sordariales, Sordariaceae. The coding region runs from base 1 to 957 and encodes 318 amino acids.
AUGUUGUCAAUCCGACAGCACGAUGAAGACCCUGCAUUUGAUUCGAGAUGCGUCGCCUUAAGGGUUGUUCAGGGCGUUGGACCACCCCAAUUAGUUGAGGCCGACCACCUAUUCGAUUGUUUGGAAGAUUUGAAGGAAGAGGUACGUUCCCCUCUUUAUCUGCCGUUCGCUCUAUCGGUAUACGCAGUUCAUGCUUGCCGCGACUCCCUUACCGCCAUUCACUGGUGUGUGAGUUCAGCGUCAACGACAACCUCCGAUGGCCUCUUCGGGAAAACAUACGGCCUGGGAAAUGGUACGCCAAUCGAUCGAAACAGAGUCGUCAAGGAAAGUCGCUCAAUAGGGAUUGCUCUGAGUAACGCGGCUUUUGUCACAUCCACAUUGAACGGCGUGGAAUCUUUGUGGCAGUACCUAGAGGCCAUGGCAGAAGAAAUCUCACCAUCGGCCAAGACCGAGCAGGUAGUACAAAGCACCAAUAACCUUUUGGAAGCCAUCCGGUUCCUACGGCAGGAGGUCAAAUGUAUGAGAGAGACCGUACGCUACGGCGAGGUUAGCAUCCGGAAUCAUGCGUCACUGAUCUCAGCCCACCUCUCCCACCGAGACUCAGAAACCAACAUCGAAACCGCCGUUGCAAGCCGUGACCUCGCGGCAGCCGCGACCGAAGACAGCUCAGCCAUGAAGAGUAUCGCCAUCCUAACCAUGUUUUUCCUACCAGGCACAUUCUUCGCCGCGCUCUUCUCAAUGCCCGCCCUUGGGUGGGAUCAGCCCAGGCACUUCGUGCUAUACUGGGCUUUCACCAUCCCGGCUACCAUACUCACCUUUGCUAUUUGGGCUGCUCUAACGCAGCGAUCGGUCGUGCUGGGGUGGGUCAAGAUGGUUUGGUUGAACUGGCCUUGGGGGUUUUGGCGAGGAAAACGAGGGGAAGAGGAGGACGAGGAGAAGGGGAAGAAGGCGGUUUGA